AUGGCGACUGUUGUACUCGGUGCUCAAUGGUCUAGGGAGACGAGGGAAAGGCAUACAAUUGUGGCGGAUGGAGUGACAUAUGUCGUUCUUGAUCUCCACCAGAAAUUGGACGGACUCGAAGAGGCUGAACUUGGUGGUGGUAAAAUCGGUACCACUGGUAAAGGAAUUGGCCCUUGCUAUUCGACUAAAAUGGCCAGAAGUGGUGUCAGAAUCGCCGACAUCUUCCGAGAGAGUUACUUCGAGGAGAAGGUUCGAAACAUGGCAGCUGGUGCCAAGAAGAGAUUCGGGGACUUGUUGCAGUAUGAUGUCGAGGAAGAGCUUACCAGAUUCAAGACUUACAGAGCUGAACUAGCGAGUAUGGUUGUUGACCAACUGCCACUACUCGUCUCUGCACAGCAAUCGAACGCGCCUAUGCUAAUUGAGGGCGCAAAUGCUAUUAUGUUGGACAUUGAUGCUGGUACAUAUCCUUUUGUAACAAGUUCAAAUACAGGUCUUGGUGGUGUGUUUACUGGUCUCAGCGGCUUGAACCCAUUUAAAGUCAAGAACGUUUACGGAGUAGUGAAAGCCUAUACUACACGUGUUGGUGGUGGUCCAUUCCCAACAGAAGAUCUGGGAGAGGUCGGUAACACAUUGCAAGAAGUCGGCAGAGAGUUUGGUGUGACGACUGGUCGUCGGAGAAGAUGCGGAUGGUUGGAUCUAGUGGUCGUCAAAUACUCGACAGCUAUCAACAAUUACACCGCCAUCAAUCUCACGAAACUCGACAUUCUUGAUUCUUUCUCAGAAAUUAAGGUUGCCGUCGCAUAUCGCGAUCCCGCAACAGGCGAGAGAUUAGAAUCAUUCCCUGCCGAUCUCGAAAGAUUGGAGACACUCGAGCCAGAGUAUGUUACCCUGCCAGGCUGGAACAAACCCACUACUGGUUGUCAUAGCUACUACGAUCUUCCAGCUGCAUGUCGCAAUUACUGCGAGUUCAUUGAGAAGGACGUUGGCGUUCCGAUUAAGUUCAUUGGCAUUGGCCCUUCGAGGGAUGAUAUGAUCACGAAGUAG
Messenger RNA from Sclerotinia sclerotiorum 1980 UF-70, 1044 nucleotides. RefSeq lists its product as hypothetical. The coding region runs from base 1 to 1044 and encodes 347 amino acids. Gene Ontology annotation, biological process: IMP metabolic process; 'de novo' AMP biosynthetic process. Gene Ontology annotation, molecular function: adenylosuccinate synthase activity; nucleotide binding. The transcript is spliced from 7 exons. NCBI's taxonomy places the organism in Eukaryota, Fungi, Ascomycota, Leotiomycetes, Helotiales, Sclerotiniaceae. The record is from RefSeq and is a predicted model, not a curated record. Gene Ontology annotation, cellular component: cytoplasm.